This is a messenger RNA of Saccharomyces eubayanus, 3570 nucleotides long. RefSeq names its product Kel1p (gene KEL1). The transcript has a single exon. The record is from RefSeq and is a predicted model, not a curated record. Gene Ontology annotation, molecular function: protein binding. The coding region runs from base 1 to 3570 and encodes 1189 amino acids. Gene Ontology annotation, biological process: regulation of cell shape. Lineage: Eukaryota; Fungi; Ascomycota; Saccharomycetes; Saccharomycetales; Saccharomycetaceae.
AUGGCCGGAUUCAGCUUCGCCAAGAAGUUUGCUCAUAAAAAGCAUGGGAAGACACCUUCUGAUGCAUCCAACUCUGACCAAUCUAGAGAAGCUUCGCUGUCAACUCCUCCGAGUGAGAAGUUUUUCACUAAGCAGGAAACGCCUCAAAAAGGACGUCAAUUCUCACAAGGAAAUCAUCCUAACGCCAAUAAGACAAGUUCGCCCCCUAUGUUUGCCAGAAAGCAGCAAGGAGAAUCAAGGAUCCAACCGACUGCAGCUCCACCGCAACAACGUAACGUAUCAGGACCAUCUACCACUCUUUAUAAGCAAGCUUCAAUGCAGAAAGAAUAUACCGUGUGGAACAGGAUCAAACUUCAGAACUCUCCAUUUCCACGUUACAGGCAUGUUGCUUCUGCAUACGCUACAGACAAAAACCAAAUAUAUGUUAUCGGGGGACUUCACGAUCAAUCUGUGUAUGGCGAUACAUGGAUACUAUCGGCCUUUGACGAUGCCACCAAGUUUUCAACUACUACGAUAGACAUAAGUGAGACCACACCGCCACCAAGAGUAGGUCAUGCCGCCGUCUUGUGUGGUAAUGCUUUUGUUGUGUUUGGUGGUGACACGCAUAAAGUCAACAGGGAAGGUCUAAUGGAUGACGAUAUAUACCUUUUAAAUGUCAAUUCCUAUAAAUGGACAGUCCCAGCCCCGGUCGGACCACGUCCUUUGGGAAGGUAUGGUCAUAAGAUUUCUAUUAUUGCAACAACCCAAAUGAAGACAAAACUAUACGUAUUUGGUGGCCAGUUUGACGAUACUUAUUUCAAUGACCUCGCAGUUUAUGAUUUGUCUUCUUUUAGAAGGCCCGAUUCACAUUGGGAUUUCUUGAAACCCAAGACCUUUACUCCACCGCCUAUGACGAAUUUCACGAUGAUAUCAUAUGAUUCGAAACUAUGGGUAUUUGGUGGUGACACAUUGGAAGGUUUAAUAAACGAUGUAUUUAUGUACGACCCAGCAAAGAAUGACUGGUCUACGAUUGAGACGAGCGGUGAAAAGCCUCCUCCUGUCCAAGAACAUGCUACUGUAGUUUACAAUGACCUGAUGUGUGUGGUGGGUGGGAAAGAUGAGCAUGAUGCCUAUUUAAACUCCGUUUAUUUUUUAAAUUUGAAAACCCAUAAAUGGUUUAAAUUACCUACAUAUGCUGCUGGAAUUCCGCAAGGUCGCUCCGGUCAUUCAUUGACGCUUUUGAAAAACGAUAAGGUGUUGAUUAUGGGAGGCGAUAAAUUUGACUAUGCUAGGGCCGAAGAAUCCGAUUUACAUACUUCCGAUUUUGAUAUGCAAAGAGGCACGAUUAUUUACACCCUAGACCUGACACGCAUAAAAGACCUUUGCCCGGGCGUAAUGGAUGUUUUAAACGAGACCACCGUCAACAGAAAUAAUAGUCUCGAAUUGACAACGCCGGUGACCCCAACAUCUCAUCAAAAUAGAAAUUUAAAUAUGGUAAGUUCAGCUGCACAGUCAUCCUCCGCUCCAUCGCCUGCAAUGAGAACUCCUUUAGAUACCGAUGACGUUAAUAGAGGAAUACACAAUCGAGGUAUUUCUGCGGAGUCUCAGAGUCAAAGGCCUCAGGUAAACUCUGAAUAUCAUCCAAUUGGGGAAGCAAACAUUUUGACUCCGUACGUUCCUCCAGAGAACUCGCAAACACCCGUCAUGAAAACAACCUCGAGUAAACCCUUUGAGACACCGAUUAUCGAGAAAACGCCUGACAUAUCUGAGCCCAUUGAACCGACAAAUGGACAUCAGCGAACUAUAUCUUCAAACUAUCGAAAUAACCUCACUCCUUCAACACAAAUUAAAACCAGCUCUUCCCCAGUAGUAGAGACACUGUUAAGCAGCAAUACUAAAACGCUUCAGAAUAGUUAUACAGAAGAGACAGAAAUUCAUGCUGAUAAUGCUAGUCUAAUAGAUUCUACGCUACCUUCCGAGCAACAGAUAAAUGGAAACAAUCUGCGGGCGUUAGUGACGGGAAAGACAGAAGACGCAGCUAAUGUUGUUGCGGAUGACGAUGAUGAAAUUGGUGUAGCCCAAAUGGCUAGUUCGCCAUCAAAAGAUCAGUUUAAAAUAAAUCAUUACAAUGAAUCUUUGGAAUUAUCGAAAAAUGAUACUAAGAUCGAUAAAUUAUCUGAACCCGUGGAUAUCAUGAUAAAGAAAAGCGAUAAUGUCGAAUACGAUAGCGAAGCUGCUAACCGUGAUAUCGAGACUGACCAUCAUGACAUCGAGACAAGUAGAAAAAGAGACGUAGUGGCCCUAAUUACUGAGGCUUCCUCUAAUGUUAAAAUUGAAAAAUCGAAAAAUUCUAUAGAGGCAACAAAAAUUCCUGAGAGUAAAGAAAAUGCGCCUGAAGUUGUCGAUAGAGCGCUAUUUGAAAGAUUAAGAUCUGAAUUACAAACUUUGAACAAUAUAACACAUGAAAAGGCACUGGAAGCCGGGACUCACAUAAAGGAAUUGGAAACGGAGCUAUGGCGACUAAAAUCUCAAAAUAGCACUGGGGUGUCUAAAGAAAUAGAUGAGCUGGAUUCCGUUAGACUACAAUCGAAGUGUGAACUAUUGGAGGCAGAUAACCAUUCUUUGGAAGACAAAGUUAAUGAGUUGGAAGCUUUGAUAAAUAGCAAAUUUUUAGACAUGGAAAAUCUAAAUGAAAUUCUUCAAUUUCAAAAUGAAAGAAUCAAAUUGCUGGAACUAGAACCGAAUCACAAGGAGAAGCUAGAAAAAUUACAGAUAGAAUACGAAAAUUUGAGGAGAGAAAAUGAACGUCUGAAAAAUGAGAGUAAGCAACAUAAUGAAGAUAUUAUUAAACAGGUUACAAGUUAUUCUUCGCAACUAGCUUUAUUAAUUAAUCAUUGGAAAGAGAACAAAGUUAACUCUUCAUUCCUUUCAUCAUCUUCUUCAUUGUUAUCCGUAUCGUCUAACCAAGAGGAAAACGGUGAAAAAUCUAUAAAGAAUGAGGGCGAACCCUACAGUGAUCAAAAUCGUCAUCAUCGUGUAGUAAUUAGCAAACUAACAAACAGGUUGGAUGAUCUGUUAGAAAAAAGUCAAGAGCUGACCGUAUCGAAAGAAAAGCUAUCCUCUGAAUAUCAUGCUUUAAAGAUGGAGCACAGCUCACUGAGCCAAGAUGUAUUGGUGAAGGAAAAUGAAAUCAAAAAGAUACAAAACGAUUAUAGAGAAAGCAUUAGCUCGGUUAAUAAUGCAAGUAAGGCUUUAGUAGUCUCACAAAGAGAAUUAGAAAAGUAUAAAAGCUUGAACAAGAAAUUAAUUGACGAAUUGGAUGAGUUGAAAUUCAAGCACGGCCAUGGUAAUCGAAAUUCUGAGGAUGGUUUCGAAAGUACCAACGAGGGUUCUAACGAUGCCAGUAACAAUAACAAUAUCAGGGAGAAUCAAUUUAACAUCAAGAUAAAUGAUUUGAAGGCCGAGCUUUUCAUCACAAAUCAAGAAAGAGAUAACUUGAAGAGUGAAGUACUUGAGCUGAAGAAGAGGUUACUCAAUUUAGAAAACGGUACUAAUGACGUUAACGAGAACGAUGGCAGUAAUUUGCUUUAA